This is a messenger RNA of Cyprinodon variegatus (sheepshead minnow), 1252 nucleotides long. RefSeq names its product rhombotin-1-like. The record is from RefSeq and is a predicted model, not a curated record. The transcript has 5 exons. Gene Ontology annotation, biological process: positive regulation of transcription by RNA polymerase II. The coding region runs from base 182 to 649 and encodes 155 amino acids. Gene Ontology annotation, cellular component: nucleus. Gene Ontology annotation, molecular function: DNA-binding transcription factor binding; transcription coactivator activity. NCBI's taxonomy places the organism in Eukaryota, Metazoa, Chordata, Actinopteri, Cyprinodontiformes, Cyprinodontidae.
CUUCGGAGACAAUGAGGAGCAGAUCCGAAGUUUGAGCGACUCCAGGCUGAUCGUGCUCAUUUAGGCUUCCAGGCUGCAUGUGGUGAUUAUCGCUGUUAUUUAAGCAGGCAGAAGAGAAGGAAGAGUAGUUCUUCUGUUCUUCCUGGAUUUUAGCCCUUUUUUUUUUUUACCCUGAAGGAGGAUGGUUCUGGACAAGGAGGAGAGUGUGUCUGUCGUUCCUCUGCAGUCCAGAGAGAAGCCAAGAGGCUGCGCUGGCUGUAAUGGGAAGAUCCGGGACCGCUUCAUGCUGCAGGCGUUAGACAGGUUCUGGCAUGAGGACUGUCUGAAGUGUGCCUGUUGUGACUGCCGGCUGGGCAGGGUGGGCUCCACCCUGUACACCCGGGCAAACCUUAUCCUCUGCCGCAGAGACUACCUGAGACUCUUUGGGGUGACGGGGAACUGUGCAGCCUGCAGUAAGCUGAUCCCUGCCUUUGAGAUGGUGAUGAGAGCCAGAGACAACGUCUACCAUUUAGACUGCUUUGCCUGUCAGCUCUGCCGCCAGAGAUUCUGUGUGGGAGACAAGUUUUUCCUCAAGAACAACAUGAUCCUGUGCCAGCUGGACUACGAAGGAAGCCAUCUCAAUGGAAGCUCUGACAGACAGGCACAAUAGAGAUCUGUAGAGGGACCAUGGUGAGCCAGCUGGACCAUGAAACUCCAAGCAGCACGUUGCUCGUCAGCUUCUCUCUUCCAAAUGAACUCUGAAGAAUGUAAAAAGAAUAAAAAUAGAAAAAACAAAAAAACAAAGAAUCUCAGAUUGGACACAUUCGCCGCUACCAAUGUUUGAACUCUUUAUGACAGAGCUGCAUGGUUAACUCCCUCAAAGCUGAUCAGAUGAGCUCAAGGUCAGCCAGGAAGUAAAACUGGAAAAACAUUCAAGAGGAUUUUUCCCACAACAUGCUUAUUGCGGACUGUGAACUGGAGCGGUGCUGCUUAAAAAGAAAAAGGUUUCGAAAGUCUGAAACAAUCAGAUACAUCAGAUGGAUGACGUCAGUCGAAGAAUAAUCAGUCUGUUUAUCAAAUAAAGACGAGCUAAUUUUCCUCUGACUGCCAGAUUCUCCUGGCUGUCACUUUUGGAGUGCACACUACAAAAAUGUAAUGAUGGUAAUAAUGAUAUGAAUUAUUCAAAAUAAAAGACUUGAUUCUAAAGAUUUCAAGACCCCCUUAGUUAUCUUGUUUCCCCUGAUGUUUUUUUUUUCUCGACUUAUUAAACUGG